CUCUCUCACUCACUCACUCUCGUAGGCAUGUAAUUAGGUGAAAUACGUGUAAUUAUAUUUUCAAAUUUGGGAAUAACGUAGCAUUUUGUACAAUGCUGAGAUCGUAGCGCUUCUGUUUCCUGGACUUAAAUUUCACGUUUUUGUUCGGUCCAAUUCGUGUUUGUUCACUCUGAAUCCCUGUUCUUCUCCUAGCCCAGUGACAUAGGCGACGAAGUUUUCAUUAAUGUUACGGGAAAGAUGUUCCUUUUAAAUUUUCACGAAUGACCACCAAGUGAAGCAAAUAUAGUCUAAAAUGUCAGUUUUUCGGCUGAUGAUGCUGCACCAGUCAGUUGAAGGAUUUCGUUGUUUCAUUUUUUGCAGGAAAAAAACGGAAAAAUUGAGUGUAACGGUAGUUAAAAAAAGAGACUGAAGCGCUCUUGUUUGGGGAAAGCGAAGGGAGGGGCGAUAUUCUGACUUCAAGCCAGGCAAAAAUGUGUACAGUGGGAAAACGUCUGCGAAAAAGGGAACUUGCGAUCAGAGAGAUGGGACAGAGGGUGGACACAACGUCCAACCGCAUCUCUUGAUAAAGUAGAGCUAGGAAAAAACAGAUAUCAAAAGGCAGCUAAGAAAGAAGAAUAACUUGCUAGUUUGAUAGAAGGUAAAGACUGAGCGAGAAACCAAGAAAACGGAAAAGAGGAGUGGGAGGGACGGAGAAAGCAGGCCAGCGGGUCGGUACGGAACAAGCGGCGAUGUAGCUGACCCGCCGCGCUCGAUUCAUGGGCUCGGAGGCUGUAGAAGACUGUGUGCAGGGGGCACUCUCGUCUUUGUACCCCCCAUUCGAGAGUACGGCCCCUCCACUUCUCUCCCAGGUUUUCUCUGUGCUGGAGUCGACCUAUCAGCAUGACAGUCUGAGAUACCUCCUGGACUACUUCAUCCCAGCUAAACACCUACUGCAGAGACUACAGCAACAUGCAUGUUCACAGUACCUGGGCUGUCUGUUCCUACAUGCUGGCUGGCCGCUGUGUCUUGGAGACAGGGUGGUGGUACAACUGUCCACACUGGACUGGCGGCUCUUGCGCAGUACUGACUUCUACCUGCAGGUGGUGCCCUUCUCCACACGCUGCCCUCGCCUGGCCCUGAAGUGCCUGGCCCCCGGGGGCCGCAAUGUGCAGGAGGUGCUGGUGCCGGAGUCACAGCACGCUCUGGUGUUCACCCCAGAGUGGCUUCACUGCAUCAAUAAGGAGCGAGGAUUCCAGAGAGAGGGAGGAGGUGGGUUGGACACAUGUCUGGUGAGCACAGGUGAGGGCAUGGUCAGGUUGCCAUGGGAGGAGGUGGUCUAUCCUAAGUUUGUGUCCAGCCCUUCCCCCAGCUCCCCCUGCGAGACAGACUCCUGGUCCUGGGAUGAGGAUGAAGACUCUGCCCCUGAUGCAGAGACCCCGCCCCUCCUCAGGAAACAUGGGACCCUGGGGGAGGAGCCAGCUGGCGAGUACGUGCAGCUGCUGGAGCCUCGUGAUGGGCCUGAGGGCGGGGCAGAGGCCGGGUCAGAGGGCGGGGCUGAUGGGGGGACGGAGUCCAGGCAGAGGUACCUGGAGAUGCAUGGGAUCUGCAAGACCAAGACGCUGCCGCUCUGUCGCAGGGGGCGGGGCCUGAGGCUGCGGCGCGGGAAGGCUUGGGCUCACGGAAAACACGACCCCCUGGGGGGCCGGAGGGGCGUGGCCACGCGCAGAGACAGCCCCCACACCCCCACGGGGGCCCAGGGCCUCCUGUCCCGCCCUGUACCCCGAGUCAUCGACCUGGAGAGAGAGGGAGCGGAGGGGCCUGUCCAGGAGAGGAGGCCGGGAGUCGGCAGAGAGCGGGAGGGAGCCAAUCAGGUAGCAGAUCAGCACUUGGAAGGGGAGGGCCAAUCAGAUGAGGACACGCUGUCACGCUCAGGAUUUCCUCUGGACCAAACAGAGCGGUUGUUGGUGGGCGGGGCCGGAGGAGCGGUGGAUGAUGAUCCAUCUUCGGCUGGAGCUGCCAGAGGCACUGAGAAUACUGAAAGACCAUUGGAUGGAGCUGCCAGAGGCACUGAGAAUACUGAAAGGCCAUUGGAUGGAGCUGCCAGAGGCACUGAGAAUACUGAAAGGCCACUGGAUGGCAGUUGUCGAACUCAAAGGCUGUCUGAAGAAACAUCAUCAGCCCAGAUGGACAGAUCUCCAGCAGACAGAACCUCAGUCCAGGACAAGACUACUGAGGGUAACCUUAACUCUGACCCAAACCCUGCCCCCACCACAGAACUGGGGCAUGGUGGGAUACUGGAGGAUAGACUGUGUCUUAGAGGCAAGGAAGUGAAGACAGCAGGAUUUAGAGCUCCCAGGAGGAAGAGGAAGGGGAAAGGGGGGCGAGGGAAGGCCAAAUCCAGUGGGCGUGGUCAGGGGGGCAGAGACACCCCCCACAAGCCUCAGGGAAAAGCUGAAAAGGACAACAGCCCUGACAUAACAGUCAGUGCCAACAGUCAAUCAAAGCAGGCCCAGUCAGCAGCGGGGAGGGAAGAGUUCGCACCAGCCAAUGAGGAAACAGAGGGGGCGGGGUCACAGAAGCAAGCGGGAGAAAACCUAAAGGUCCAAUCAGAAAUCCUUCUAGAUGCCAACAGCCAAUCAAACACUGUGUUUCCUGACCGCUGUUCAGAGGAUGUCUCAUCAGUUAAUUCUCCUGACCAAUCAGAUGGCUCUUCUUGUAAGACUCCUCCUCUCCUUCGGGAACUGGACCCUGAAGUCCUCCAAUCAGGAUGGCUGAUUCUGACAGGCACAGUAGACAGGAUGGGGCGUGCUGUGGUUACCAUAGAAACACAGAACCCACCUGAUGGUUUCCAGGACAAGGAGGUGGCCCGUGUGUUGACCUGUUACCAUGCCAUUACACGCCCCUCUGCUAAGGAGAAAGGGGUGACGGUAAUUCUGGACUGCAGGCUCUCCCCGCCCUCUGAUCUGUGUCUCUCUGCUCUGAAGCUCUUCCAGGACCUGGCUCCUGGGGCUCUGGGUUGUGUGCUGGUUCUGAUAGAGGAGCAGCAGAGCCCCACAGCGCUCAACAUGGCUGGAGUAGAGGUACAUUCUGUGUGUGGUACUGGGGUCCUUCAGCAGUUUGUGGACAGGCAGCAGCUGCCCUCAGCUCUGGAUGGGGACUUUCAGCAUUCACACUCCCAAUGGCUCUCCUACCGGCUGAGCCUGGAGCGACUGACUGAGCACUGUGAGAGCGCCCUCUCUCUGCUGGAGGAGGCGAUGCAGUCCCUGAACACAGAGCCCCUUCCACACAGCACAAAGACAGUGCUGCUCAGUGUGAACAAACACAGAGAGCUGAUGACAGGCGUCCUGUCUGACCAAAGACUGACUGAGCUGCAAAGAGUGGGUGGGACUUGGCUGGCGAGCCUGACCAAUGGCAGGGCAGGACUGGCACAGACGUCACCUGACUGCAGGGCAGCACUUGCCCGGACUUCUGACCUGUACAACAGCGUGGACGACGCACUACACCGAUUGGUCCGUGUCUCCAACCAGAGGGGGCGGAGCCUGGAUGCCCUGAGCAGGCUGGCCAAACUGGAGGAAAAGCUGGAGAGGUGUGACAGAGAGGUGGAGCAGGUGGUGGAGCAGGUGGAGGAGUUUAGGGUUCCGCCUCUGUCCCUUAGCAGCUUAGCCCUCAAACAGCAGAAGUACAGAGCCUUCCGAGAGAUGGCCAUGGAGCUGCAGAAAGAGACAAACACUGUUCUGGCGGAAGUGGAGAACUGGGCAGGGCAGGACUGGGAGGGGCGGGGCUGGGAGGGGCUGGGGGCGGUGCUACAGAAACUACCCUCUGUCAGAGACAAACUGCGUAACAUGACACACUGCCUGUCAGAUUGCUGGACCCAAAUGGACACCACACACAGACUGCUAAACACGCUAACCGAGGCGUCUCAGUGGUGUGAUGCAGUUUGUGCCACGCCUAUGUCCUCCUCCAGCUCACCCCUCACCUCUCUCCCCCCCAUCCCACCUUCACGUUUCCAUGACGCCCGUGCUUUGGCCAUGGACCUGGGGGGCGGGGCCCUGUUGGAGCUGUGGUCGCGCACGCUGGAGCGCUACCAGCAGACCCUGGCACAGUUCAAGUCCCGGCUGACCCCGGCCCCGCCCCGCCCCGCCCCGGCCCCGCCCCGGCCCGCCUCAGCCACGCCCCGGCCCAAAGCCGCCUCCUCCAGCAGCAUGUGGGACCUGCUGAGUCUGCAGGGGGAGGUGGACUGGGAGGGAGAGGGCGAGGGGGGAGAGGGGGGGCUGCAGUCCUGGGGCUCUCUCGCCUCUCUCUUCCGCCCCCAGACCUGCUCUACCCUGAAAAUCGGAGAGGACAAGAAGAGAGAGGGAGGAGGAGGAGGAGGAGGAGGUGGAGGAAAGUUCCUGCAAGCUCUGCUGCAUCCUGCCAAGAAGAGUCCCCCAGAGGCCCCCCUUCCUCCCAAACCCCCCAGGAGGCGAAACCCCAGCUUCGACCUGCAGGCUCUCCUGGCCCCCCGGCGAGCCCUUGCCCCGCCGCGCCCUGCCCCACCCCGCCCCGCCCCGCCCUGUCCCACCGAGGGCCUUGGGACAGGCAGCCGAACCUCGCCCCUGUCCUGGCUGGGCCGCAGGGUGCCGGUGGAGCCCAUGCCCAGCGCCAGUGUGGGGGGGGGCGGCAGGGCUGGGGGCGUGCUCAUCCGCGGCGUGGAGGUCAGCAGCAAGGAGGUGGUGGAUCACACCGGGUCACCACGGCAACACGUACUGCUGAGUCGCACCGAGAGAGAGACUGCACCAGAGAGACCGGGCGUGUCUGCACACAGCAGGGCAACCCAGCUGGCCUGCAGACUGCUGGCGAUGGAGAGGCAGUACGUGGCCCUGCUGAAGGGGGUGGACGAGAGCUACCUGCCCCUGCUGGACGCUGUGGACACGCCCGUCCCCCUGCGAGGCCAGGGCCACACCCUCUUCUCCAACUGGUCAGGCCUGAGUGCUUUCCACUCGCAGUACCUCCUCCCCGCCAUGGAGGGCGCUAUCACACAGACGCUACUGCUACAGGACUGCUUCAGCAAAUACAAAACACAGUUCCUUCAGUACUCUCACUAUAUCAGAACCAAACCAGAAAUGGACUCUUUGCUGGUCAGUCAGGCAACAGACUUCUUCAAGAUGAAGCUGCCAGAUCUGGCCCUGCCCUCCCCGCUAGCCUUCCCAAGCUGCCUGCAGGCCCCUGUUCAGCAGCUCGCUCACUACUGCCACAUAGUGGAGGAGUUGGCUGGCCCAAGCCCCGCCCCCGACUCCACCCUCUCCACCCUCAAGCACAUUCAGCAGCAGGGGGAGGACCUGAGGGCCAGUGACCUCAUCGUGGGGUGUCCGGUGCCUGUGUCAGAGAGGGGUGAGUUGUUGAGGCAGGGGGAGCUGCUGGUGUUUGGGGGAGCCAGGCGGAGGAAGAGUGGGGUGCGGAGAGUGUUCCUGUACCAGCACAUCCUCAUCUUCACCAAACCCAAACCCUCCAGCGCUACAAGCCCUGUCUACAACUACAAACACAGCGUUAAGACAGGGGAGAUGGGUCUGACUCAGAGUGUGGGGGAGGAGGGCUUGAGGUUUGAGGUGUGGGUGCGGCAGGCCUCUCGAACCCGGGACUGCCUGACCCUGCAGGCCCCUUCCUGUGAGGAGCGGAGCGCCUGGACGCACCAAAUCGCCCAGCUCCUGUGGGCUAACGCCAUCCACAACACCGAGCUGUGUCUGAAGGAGUCUCUCUGUAUGGGGGUGUCCAGUAAGCUGCUGCUUGAUGUGACAGGAAUACCCAACACAUCCGAGCAGGAGCUCCACUGCCUCUCUGAGCGAGUUCAAAGCAGUUGUUCUGAUUCCUCCUCAGUUGGCAGUCAGAAGGAAGGAGGCUCCCCAAUAUUAGGAAGACAUCCCCAAAAGCAUUCACAGGAGCUAACCUUUGGUUCUGUGGACCAAGGAAACUGGGUCUCAGGGACCAGUAGCAAGAGCCAGACCAUGCUGGAAACAACUGGAAACCCUCACAGGACUCUAUUCCUCAUGGACCUCCAUCUUGGCUCAGAGUGCCACAGUCGCAAACUCACCAGUUGAUUCUAAAAUGACAUCACUACACUUGUCUGAGAACCUGGACCAAUGAUGUCAGCUGGAGCAGCUUGCAGUACUGGCCACUGGGGGCAGUGUGCUUACAGGGGCCUGGGGGAUCUGAGGAUGCCUGUGGGGGAAAAGAAACAACAUCACCAUUAUUUCUUAUUAUUGAUACAAUUAGUUUUUUAUCUUUAAUGAUGUAAAUACAAACUGCUCUCUGACUGUACAGUCCCUUCCUUAGGCAGUUUGUAACUGUGUUUAGGAAGCAUGCUAUUGCAGGAUGCCCCACUAAGCCACACCUACACUCUAAGCCCUGCCCAAUGUAUGUUUGUAAAUCUGGCAGUAUACUCAGUAAGAAGAAAGAACUUCAGGAUUGAGAACCACCGGCGAACAUGUCCACGAACACCGUUGUCGGUAUACUCAGUGAGAACACCGCACCAUUUUAUGUCACUCCACCCUGCUGGGGGGCGCAGAAUACUUACGAGGCAGCUAUUAACCGGGGCUGGAAUCUCGCCCAGACCUCCAUCUCACGGCUACGCCAUGGAUGUUCUUGUAGAAAAAUUAUGCUUAGCCACAGCAAUAAGAAACAGUAAACGGAAAAUUACAAAUGUACCUCUCACCCCUCCCUUAAAAGAUGUGUUGUUUGCUUCACGCGAUAAGGGAACUAUGCGAGACACGCCUGUGAAGUGUUAGAAGCUUAUAAAAGAGAAGGCUCUCUAGUGUUCAGAGAACCUUCACGCGGAAACGUUUUUUCUCUGUGUGAACUCUCCUAUUUGGCCAAAUAAACGUUUGAACUGAAUAUUGUGUGAAAGUCUAUUUGACUCUUCUCACCGAACUUGGAGAUCUAGAGAAUUUCCACCACAAUGUAUAAAGAGAAGGGCUACGCGAGAUCACAACACAAAACAACAAUGGCGGCAGUGAUAGAAGCACAAAUGCAACAGAGACAGAGAGAAGUUUAAAGUGGCUUUAGUUUAUCUAGCUAUGCAA
Molecule: messenger RNA, 7034 nt
Organism: Anguilla anguilla (European eel)
Lineage: Eukaryota; Metazoa; Chordata; Actinopteri; Anguilliformes; Anguillidae
Gene: arhgef40
Product: Rho guanine nucleotide exchange factor (GEF) 40
Exons: 26
Coding region: 756-6053 (1765 amino acids)
Molecular function (GO): guanyl-nucleotide exchange factor activity
Source: RefSeq, a predicted model, not a curated record